GACAUACGAGUCGUAGAUCUACUGCAGAGUGCAGACCCGGCGGGAGCGUCUAUGCGUAUUUGGGCUGUAGCUUCGUACCAAAAAUAGACUGAAGACUGAAGUAAUUUAGUUACAAAUCUCGCUCGUAUGGUUUCCAACUUCAGUGAGGAAGAUCGCGAUGGUGGCGAGAUACCUAGACGGCGGAGGAUGAUGUACUUACUCCGCGUCGUGGUUUUGGGCCUCGCGUGGUUCAUUUUCUCAGCUCUGUCUUCUAUUUACAUCAAGCGAACGAUAAAUAUCUUGCCCGCAGUGGCAAAGCUGACCUUGCUGGAGUUUGCCGUCGGGGCGGUGAUGACAUGGCUGUAUCUGGUGUUGUUAAGACGGGAGAUACGUGUCACUCCGACUAUUAUCAAAUCGUUUGUGCCGGUCAGUAUUGCCUACGCACUGGGUCAUAUUCUUACCAACUAUAGUUUUGGUGCAACGUCCCUAGCCUUCGCGCACACUGUCAAGGCACUUGAACCAUUCGUGGCGGUGAUUCUGCAGCGCAUUCUCGGAGACUCGGCAGCUCAUUCCAAGCUCAUGUAUCUCUCGUUCAUCCCGAUAUCAGCUGGCAUAGGACUUGCAUCAACUGGCAGCAUGAAAUUCACGUGGCGUGGAUUCUUUCUGGCCAUGGCGUCAAACCUUUGCUUUGGCACGCGCAAUGUACUGUCGAAGAAGACCAGCACCAGUUCAGGCGUGGACGUUAUCGACUGCUUUCUGAUUCUGAGUAUCUUGGGCACUGUGUACACCAUCCCCCUGUGGCUACUGUGCGAAUACUUGUACGGAGACUGGAUGAACACUCAGAUCCAGGACAUGUCGCCAGAGUCCGCUGUAGACUUUCUGCUCAGCGCCGGUAUUGGUGUAGUAGCUCACUGGAUAUAUAACCAAGCCUCGUUCAACUUUCUUUUCUUAACCAGCCCUAUUACUCACUCCGUGGCCAAUGCUGCAAGGCGCUUGUUCUUGAUUGUGGCAGCACUGCUGUAUUUCUCUCACUCUGUCAGUGGUCGAGCAGGCAUGGGCGUGUCCUUGACUCUAUGUGGUAUCAUGGUGUACAGUUAUGCUGUAGCACGGCAGAGGGAACGCGUCACAUUGCCUCACACUGUGCAGAGAACAUAGCAUAACCAUUGCCUGUCUCACUUUGCUGCCAUGCUCAUAUAGUGCAUGGUGGGAUGACGGGCGCUAUCUUAACCCCUCAGAUUCUAUCAUCAUUGUACUAUCCAUCGUGUUUAUACAACGGUUUACAAUCUCCGGCUGUCUUUAAGUUUCAUUGGCCGUCUUUAAGUUUCAUUGACAAGACCUAAUUGUUGUAUUUAUGGCCUUGAGUGCUAUACAGACUUCACAAUAGAAGUAGGUGACUUGCUCCUACAGUUUCCAGACUUCUCGCGGAGUACGUCUCUAACUCGCUACUCGCUGACUGUGGCUAUAUGCUUCAGUUUUUCCCGCUGUGCGCUUUUUGUUUUUUGCUUAUAUUGCUUUCCCGUUUGUGUUUUGUGUGUGUCAAAAUGUGCAUAUGCACAGUAAUUGGUUGGGAUUAUCGCAGACUGCUGGCCAGCUGUAUGAGGACGGUACAUUGCACUGGCUAUCCUGAAUUUUUAUCAUAUUUCGCUUAUUCUCUGUUGAACUGCUGUCUACUUCUGUGCUGGUCAUACCUGCGUGAUUGCGUGAUGCUUUAUCUGUACGUAUAAUACAGAAGGAUGCAUUCAUGCAGUCACAAUGUGCUGGCUAGCCUUGUCCCACUGCUGUGCUGUUUAGGUGUAUACAAUGUCAUGUAAAUAGUAUAGGUCUCCAUUGAGUGUUUGCAUUGCCACAUGCACUUGUGUAAUAAACCAGGACCAAGCCUA
This is a messenger RNA of Sycon ciliatum, 1859 nucleotides long. RefSeq lists its product as uncharacterized. Gene Ontology annotation, cellular component: Golgi apparatus. NCBI's taxonomy places the organism in Eukaryota, Metazoa, Porifera, Calcarea, Leucosolenida, Sycettidae. The record is from RefSeq and is a predicted model, not a curated record. Bases 127 to 1134 code for a protein of 335 amino acids. Gene Ontology annotation, molecular function: antiporter activity. The transcript is spliced from 7 exons.